ACAUAAGCGCGGUCUGAGGAGGAGGCUGUGGAGCUGCAGCUCUGGUAGGUGGGAGCUGUCCGGAGCUGAGGGGGGGCAGAGAGAUGAGCUCAGCGCCCGCCGGGGGGCAGGUAACGUCAGCUGUCGACCGGAGCAGGAAAGAAAAAGAGAGAGAGAGAGUGAGAGAAAGGAAAGAAAGAAAGAACGGCGCCGGGGCUGUAUGCCUAAUGCUCGGUUUAUCGUGACCCGAUAAUAGACCAGGAACGGGCCGCUGAUCUGCUCCGUGCAUGAGAAGCAGCAGCGCUCCGGUUCCUCCUCAUCCCAGGAGUGUCUCCGCAGCAUCCCGCCUGGCUUGAAAUGGGAUGAAAUGGGAUCGUUCAUGUCGACGAAGAUCGGAUGGAUUCUUGCGAUCGCUUCUGUUUUCCUGUUCCUCGCGGUGCCUGCAGACUGUGUAGAUGUGAGGUGUGAGAACGUUUAUAGGGACGUUUCUGAAUGCGUCCUGGAGCUGGGGGAGAGCAUGGACAACUACCAGGAGAACGUGACCAGUGAGCAGGGAGUUGCUGCCGUGUGCAGCCACUGGGAAGCUUUCCACACGUGCGCUCUCACGGCGCUGUCAGACUGUCAGGAGGAAGUCAGCUCCAUCUGGGAGACCCUGAGGCAGGACUCCAGGAAGAUCCGCUUCCAGGGAAGUCUGUUUGACCUGUGCAGCCCCAGCUGCUCUCCCAGCGCACGUUUGCCUCUUGCUGCCCUCAUCCUGCCACUGGUGCUCGUCCUGACUGGGCCUAAUGGGGCCCCUGUGUAGAUGGUAAACGGGUGUGAUUGGGGGUAAUAAGAUGGAAUGUAGGCUAAAGGGGGAGGAGGGGUUCUGUCUUCAUGAGUUUCAGUACUUCUUAGCUCAGAUUUAAUGCCAAGGAUUUAAAAGGGGUAAGUGAUUUAAAGGAUUUUUUUUUUACACUCAGUUGUCUCGUCUGUGGUAGGACAAUCAAUUUUGUUUGGCCAACAGUGUUUCAAAUCUUCUGAAAACAAUAAAAAGUAUUUAUCCAUAAUGUAAUCCAUGAAGGAUAGCAGAUUUUUUUUUAUUGUUCAACUAAAGCAGAUUAUAGUAAAUGUUUGCUUGGAUACCAAUGAUUUCAGAUUUAUUUUGGACAGACACUAGGUUACUAAUAUAUAGAAGAGGAAGAUACAUGUUCUCCACACCUUAUUUUUUAAAGUAGUAACUUGUUUUUUUUACAAAGAUGCCUAAACUGCCUAGUGAACAUGUGUACAUGAGCCCCAAAUGGAUUAUAUGGCUGGGGCCCACCUUGAACUUCUCCCAUGGGGUCCACUUGGCUUUACUAAAUAAAUCUCAUAACGGCAAAAAAGAAGCUGGAUAUUAACUUUGGAUCUCAAAUGGCUGUUUAACAAAAUCUGUUUAAAUUGUGCAACACAUCCAGGGCCCAUUUGGGUUUCACUUUGUGUGCAGGCUUGUCCAACAUCAAACCUACAUAGGUAAUUAUAAUGUGGUUAUUAUGUAACUUGUAGACAAUCCCAUCUGGCUCCCUUUUUUUUUGGCCCAUUUCCUACCCAUGAGUGAAUGUUGGCAGGGUGAUGACACUUUAAUUAGAAGAAAAGUCCAUAACCACAGAAUAAAACUCAUACAACAUGCCAAGUUGCUUCUUUACCCAGAUUAAAUAAAAACAAAUUAUUUAUUUUUAUAUUCACGCUCUUGUUUUUUUUUUUUUUUAUGAUCCACUCACUACGUUUAAGCUCAGUCUGAGACAAAAGCUGGAAAUAUGAAUGUCAAAUGAACUACAUAUUUUUAGAAUACAGAGGCUUGUAAAAGUAUUCAUACCCCUUAAACCUUUUUACAUGCUGUCAAUUUUGCCACUUUUUGGUUGUGGACUUAAUUUGCUCAGUUAAGUCCUCCAACAAACCUCUGAGGCCUUCAAAAUAAAGCUGUAAUUGUAUUGCAACCUUCAUGGUCGUGGUAAAAAAUAAAAGCAUCCCCACAGCAUGAUGCAUCCACCUCCAUAUUUCACAUUAGGAAUGGUAUUUUCCUGGAGAAGAGUGAUGAGGCCUUAGCAAUAUUUCUGUAUUUAUACUGAGAAUAAUUUACAGCUUCCCCGUCUCUACUGAAGAAAAGCAUCUCCACAGCAUGAUGCUGCCACCAUCAUGUUUCACCAUGCUAAUUUUAUGACUUUGUAUUUCUUGAUUUUAUGUAGAGGUCUCAGAGCAAAGGGGAUGGAAUGCAAAUGCAUGCCGUAUUUUUUUGAUUUCUACAUCCAUGUAUCACGUUCCUUCUACUUCAUAGCUAUGCACUACUUUGUGCUGUUCAAUGACAUCAAAUCUUAACACAGCACACUGAGGUUUGCAUUCGUAGAGGUACAAAAAUGUAAAACAGUUCAGGCGGUAUGAAUAUUUGUUUGUUUUUUUUUUGUACUGUAGAUGAACAUGGAGUUGAGCAACAUUUCCAAAGAAAAACAUAUUUGCUGCUGGCCCUGUUGUGUCAUCUGGUAAUGAGACAACCUUUGAAACUAAGAAAAAGAGCUCUCUACUGAGGAAUUUACCUGAAUCAGUUUCAAACUGAGCGUUUUUUUUUUUCCAAACUACUUCUGGUCGAGAGGGUGCUGUGUUGUUGUUGUUGUUGUUUACACACUGGUCAUGUCUUUGUAAAGAUUUGACAUGGAAACAUGAGCCUUACAAACCAGAAAGCUCACCUUUCAGAAAUAAAAGUCAUGUCUUGUCUUGAAACUAAAAGUGGGGGGUCUUGAUGCAUGGUGACUGCAGUGCAUUAUUAUUUUAUAUCUUGAUUUAUAUCUAUAAAAGGUAAUGAGGGUGUUGUGCAACGUCCUGACAUGGUGCAUGAUGGGACUUAAGCGCCAUCUAGUGAGGUCUUCUUGCUGUGCUCCUCUCCGUUGUUACUUUAGUACCUUUUUUUUUUUUGACUGACGGUCAGCGGGCAAUUCUGAUGACGAAUUGAGAGACAAAAAUAGAGCCUCUUUUUCUUUUCAAGCCAAGGAAAUUAAAUUGUAAUCUAAAGUCCAAUUUAAAAACAGCAUCGACUGGACUUCAUUACCAAAGAUCAAUGGCCUUCGCUCCAAUGCAAAAAGCUACCUUGAAGGUGACAUUGGCAAACCAUUUCCCUUCAGAACCACUUGAACUAUAUUAAAGAAGGUGUUGAAAAUCUUCCUGAGAGAUUUUGGUCCAUGUUGACAUACAUGCAUCACGCAGUUGCUGCAGUUAGCUGCAAAUCUCCAGUUCCACCAUCUCCAUAAGGUGCUCUAUUGGAUUAAGGUCCACAGAGUGUGGAGGCCAUUGGAGUACAGUGAACUCCUUGUCAGGAUUAAGAAACGUGCUGCUGGAAGUAGCCAUCAGAAGAUGCAGACGCUGUGGUCAUAAAGGGAUAGAAAUGGUCAGCAAUAACACCCAGGAAGGCUGUGGGGUUUAAACAACCCUCACUAGCCACUAAGAAGUCCAGAGUGUGGCAAGAAAGUAUCCCAAAUACCUUAAUACCAGAACAGUUUGAGGCACUGCUGGGUAUAUAUUGCGGAUAUAUCAUCAUCACAAUAGCAGUAAUUGUUGGCUAGUAGUGUCAUGAACUUUCAUUUUUCAUGCUAAUGUACUAUUUAGCCAGUUGGAUAGAAUCUCACAGCAGCAGCUGCUCGCACCAGACACACACAUCGCCCAAAGUGCUGAAGAUCACAGAAUGAUGGAUUAGAUGAGAGAGAGUAUAUCGCAAAUUAUAUCGUCAUUGCAAUAUAUACCCUUACUAUGGCCAUUUUCAGUAUCGUGAAGCCCUGCUGGGUUUUUAACAUCUAAAACGAGUCUUCCCAUUCUCCUCUGACCUCAGCGAGGUAUUUUCUUUUACCCACUGGAUAUUUCUAGAUGAGGAGUUUCUAAAACACACAGACCAGUCAGUAUGGCACCAGUGGCUUUACCGUGUACAGAAUCAAUAAAAUUCCCUCUUUCUUUCUUUCUUUCUUUCUUCCUCUGAUGCUCAGUUUAAACUCCCGCGAGUCUUCUUCACCACGUCUAGAUGCCUAAAUGCAAUGUGUUGCUGCAAUGUGAUUUGCGUAUUUACUUCUUGUAUUAACAGUCAGUUGAAUGGGGGUCCCUAAUACAGUACAGCCAGUGGGUGCAGAUGCCUUUUAAUACCCGCAAUCCAAACACCAAUCUUAAUUUCCUGCAAAUUUCUGUGGAAAUGUUAGAGCCAAGGAAUCAUGAUGAACUGAUCAGUAAUUUCACAAGAUGUGAGAACAACAUUCAGCCAAAACCAAAAGGAGGAUAUCAGUUCUAAUAAAACGUGUUUAUUGGUUGAUCGUUCAAAGAUCCAGAGCAACGGAUGAAUUUGAUUAAGUAAACUAAACUCGAGCUAAUAAGGAAUUAGGGGUGCAGUUGACAAAAUGCUCAUUAAGUUUAUUUUGUUAAAAAUGAUGUAAAGUGACAAUCAAACAAGUUGUGUACAGGUUUAUACCUCUUUUUACCAUCCAUGUAAAAUGAUUUGGCCUUCUGCCUUAAGUCACAGCUAUCACUGUAUUUAACACCUGUUGACGUGUGUGUAAAAUAAUAACUAAUGUGUGAAUGUGGAAUAUUGUGAAAUAUUGCUUACCUGUGGUGGAUAUGGUUUGAAAUAGUGAAACUGUAAGCAAAAUAAAAGUGGGGGGCAUUUCAAAGACAAAUCAAAUGUUUAUGACUGAAAGUCAACAUGUGCAUGUGGGCCCCAUAUGGAUUUUGGUUCAGACUGGAUUAAGAUUAUCUGGGCCUGGGCUCACUAAUGGCUUCUCGAGCAGAGUCCAUUGGGUUUACUUAAUUCUGCCCAAUUCACCAAAACUAGUACAGAACCAACUUUAAAUCUCAAAUUGUUUUUUAAGGCCAAUCAGUAAAAACUAUGAAACACAUAUGGGACCCAUAUGGGUCCCAAAUUAAACCCAUAAUUCUCCUGCAUUAUACAUAUACAGGAAAUAUAGCAAGGAGCCAUUAUGUAAUAUGUGGACAGUCCCAUCUGGGGCCUAUUUUUAGCACCAUUAUGGGUCCCAUAUGUGCCUGUAAGCUACACACUGGAAUAGCUAAACCUGGUUUAUUUGAUAUAAACCCUGGAGAUAUUCCAGAAUUAUGCCAAAUAGUUGUAAUCAAGACCUGUCAUUUUAAAAAAAAAAUACAACUAUGUAGUUUUUACACCAAACAAACUUCAUAUAAUCAGCACUUGGAAAUACAUUUUUAUUGAAAUAGGUUUCAGUUCUGCAGUUUCCAAUAACAUGACUAGCAUUGCUCCCCCUCAUCUGGUACAAAUAGUUGUCUGUAAUGGUCCAUAAAAAGUUAAGGAGGACACAAUAUUGUUUUUUUCUAUUCAGUGCAAAA
Molecule: messenger RNA, 5316 nt
Organism: Fundulus heteroclitus (mummichog)
Lineage: Eukaryota; Metazoa; Chordata; Actinopteri; Cyprinodontiformes; Fundulidae
Product: neuritin
Exons: 3
Coding region: 347-781 (144 amino acids)
Biological process (GO): neuron projection extension; nervous system development
Cellular component (GO): plasma membrane
Source: RefSeq, a predicted model, not a curated record